This is a messenger RNA of Struthio camelus australis, 2792 nucleotides long. NCBI's taxonomy places the organism in Eukaryota, Metazoa, Chordata, Aves, Struthioniformes, Struthionidae. The record is from RefSeq and is a predicted model, not a curated record.
GAUCUUCCUUCCUUUCCCAAUUCGUUUUGUACCAAAGCUGUUAAAGUCCAGAGGAACAGGGACCUUAAUUAACCAUACAUCCACCAAUUCACCACCAACUCGGAUCGCAUGUUGCUUUCCAUUCAGCCCACUGGGAAAAAGUGUAUUUUGCAGCCAGAUGUCCAGAUUGGAACACUGAAGGAUUACUACCACUUCUACCAUAGUAAAACAAUUAAAAGGUCAGUUCUCUCAAGUAGAGGUACCCACAGCUUCAUUUCAAUGGAACCAAAGGUGGAGUGGAUACAACAGCAGGUGGUUAAAAGAAGGAUAAAGAGAGAUUAUAAACCUGGUGGUACCCAAUCCACUUAUUUCAAUGAUCCCAAGUGGCCAAGCAUGUGGUACAUGCACUGCAGUGAUAACACCCAUCAUUGCCAAUCAGAUAUGAAUAUAGUAGGUGCUUGGAAGAGAGGCUACACUGGAAAGAACGUUGUGGUCACCAUCCUGGAUGACGGCAUUGAAAGAAACCAUCCUGACUUGAUGCAGAAUUAUGAUUCACAGGCCAGUUUUGAUGUCAAUGGAAAUGAUUUUGACCCCAUGCCUCGGUAUGAUGCCAGCAACGAGAACAAGUAAGGCAUAACCCGUUGGGCUGGAGAGGUGGCAGCCACGGCAAACAACUCACACUGCACUGUAGGGAUCGCCUUUAAUGCCAAGAUUGGAGGCGUACGGAUGCUGGAUGGGGACGUGACAGACAUGGUCGAGGCAAAGUCCCUGAGCCUUAAUCCGCAGCAUAUCCACAUCUACAGCGCCAGCUGGGGGCCUGAUGAUGAUGGUAAGACUGUGGACGGACCUGCUUCUCUAGCGCGUCAGGCCUUUGAGAACGGCAUCAGAAUGGGACGAAGAGGCUUAGGCUCAGUUUUUGUUUGGGCAUCUGGAAAUGGUGGAAGGAGUCGAGACCAUUGCUCCUGUGAUGGCUACACCAAUAGCAUAUACACUAUCUCCAUAAGCAGCACAGCUGAAAGUGGGAAGAAGCCCUGGUAUCUGGAAGAAUGUGCAUCCACGCUAGCUACGACAUACAGCAGCGGGGAAUCCUACGACAGGAAAAUAAUCACCACAGACCUGAGGCAGCGUUGCACAGACAGCCAUACGGGAACCUCAGCCUCUGCACCUAUGGCUGCAGGCAUCAUUGCACUGGCACUGGAAGCAAAUCCAUUUCUGACCUGGAGAGACAUACAGCAUAUUAUUGUAAGGACUUCACGUGCGGGACAUCUGAAUGCUAACGACUGGAAAACCAAUGCAGCUGGUUAUAAGGUGAGCCACCUCUAUGGAUUUGGACUGAUGGAUGCUGAAGCAAUGGUGAUAGAAGCAGAAAAGUGGACAACAGUCCCUCCACAGCAUGUGUGUGUGGAGAACACGGAUCGGCAAAUCAAAACAAUACGACCUGACAGCGUUGUCCGUUCAAUUUACAAAGCCACCGGCUGCUCAGAUAACCCCAACCACCACGUGAUCUACUUGGAGCAUGUGGUUGUGCGCAUCACUAUUACUCACCCUCGACGUGGAGACUUGGCAAUUUACCUAACCUCUCCUUCGGGAACUAGGUCACAGCUAUUGGCCAACAGGUUAUUUGAUCAUUCCAUGGAAGGAUUUAAAAACUGGGAGUUUAUGACUACUCACUGCUGGAGUGAAAAAGCAGCAGGUGACUGGAUCUUGGAAAUCUGUGACACUCCCUCUCAGCUGAGAAAUUUCAAGACUCCAGGUAAAUUGAAAGAAUGGUCCUUAGUACUGUAUGGAACAUCUGUCCAGCCUUACUCACCAAGAAAUGAUUUUCCAAAAGUGGAACGAGUGCGCUCUAGUCCAGUUGAAGAAACUACAGAAGAUUAUGGAACAGAUGACUAUUCAGGUCCCUGCAAUGCAGAAUGCAGUAAAGUAGGGUGUGAUGGGCCAGGACCAGAACACUGUACUGACUGUCUGCACUACUACUACAAAUCUAAGAACAACACACGGAUCUGUGUUUCGAACUGCCCACCUGGUCACUAUAAUGCAGACAAGAAACGCUGUAAAAAAUGCUCACCCAAUUGUGAAACCUGUGUUGGAGGCCACAGUGACCAGUGCAUGACCUGUAAAUUGGGCUACUACCUGAAUGAAGUAACCAAUAGCUGUAUUACCAGCUGCCCAGAUGAGUUUUACCUGGAUAAGAGUAAGAUUGUUUGUCGAAAAUGCAGUGAAAACUGUAAGACAUGUGUUGAAUUCCAAAUCUGCACAGAAUGCAAACACGGCCUAAGUUUACAUGGCUCCAAAUGUGCUAUCCACUGUGAAGAAGGAAAAUACCAUAAUGGUAGGGAAUGUGAACCGUGUCACCGUUCCUGUGCAACAUGUGCAGGUGCUGGAGUAGAUUCUUGUAUAAACUGCACACAGGGCUAUUUUAUGGAAGAUGGAAGAUGUGUGCAAUCCUGUAGUAGUGGUUAUUACCUUGAUCACUCUACUGAAAGUGGAUAUAAAACCUGCAAAAGAUGUGACGCCAGCUGCGUGGAAUGCAGCGGCCAGGGAGACCGAAACUGCACAAGCUGUCCAAGUGGCUAUAAUCUAGACACUGGUGUCUGUAUAGUGGGAACGGUCUGCAAGGAUGCCACGGAAGAGUCUUGGGCCGAGGGCGGAUUCUGUAUGCUGGUGAAAAAGAACAAUCUCUGCCAGCGGAAAGUGCUUCAGCAACUGUGUUGCAGAACAUGUACGCACAAGGGGUGAGCUGACACCUCCCAGAGUCCUCUUGCUCCUGUAGACUUAUAGAUUAAUCCAUAUUAUUGAAAAAGGAAAAAAAA